Molecule: messenger RNA, 1954 nt
Organism: Exophiala viscosa
Lineage: Eukaryota; Fungi; Ascomycota; Eurotiomycetes; Chaetothyriales; Herpotrichiellaceae
Exons: 4
Coding region: 191-1954 (587 amino acids)
Source: RefSeq, a predicted model, not a curated record
AUCACUCUUCUGUCAUUCCCUUCUUUCGAGAUACAAGUCCCGUUACGUCGGUUCUCAAGACGUCGAUCCCGCCUGUCCAGCUAUUCCCUUGUUCGCCAUCACCUUUCUCUCACCGAGUCACUCACUACAAAGACAAACAAGAUCAUCACACAAACAAAACGACCCGAACAACCAUUGUCACAGUCUAAGGAUGAGACUCGUACAGUCGAUUCUCCUUCUUGGAGCGGUCUCUGGACUCUGUACAGCUGCUAGGUUGCCAAUCAGACAAGAUACUGACACUGAUACGGACACUCCGCCAUGGAUGCCUGCAACUCCAUUAUGUUCACCUAUCUUCGUCUACCUGCCCUCUGUCACCGUUACCAUCACCCAGACGAAUGCUCCCGGAGUAAUCACAGUGCUUGAUCAAGACCCGAGCUCGAUUGCAGCGUAUAUGGCCUCAAUUGAUACGGACCAAGUCAUUGAACAGAGCGAGUUGCUGCCUAUCUCUGACAUCCCAGAUCCAACUCCGACUCAGUUCACUCAUACUAUCAGCGUGUCAGGCUACGUGGCCACGGAGGUCCCCAACACCAAUCCAUAUGGCGAAUCAGUCUUCUACAUCUCUGCAGGUCCAGCCACGACUGAUUGGAGUUUUACCCCUUCGGCUUCAAUUCAAGCGGAAGUGACCACUGUCACUGUCUUGCCUAUUCAGGCGUCCACCCAGGGUAAAGGCCUCUCAGCAAGCAGCACUGUCCGUGCACCAUUCAGCGCUCCAUCAGGAGGUUGGAAUAGCACAAGCGCAAACGCAUAUGGAUGGACAGCUGCCGCCGGUACCGCAGGCACUACCUCAUCUGUUUUGGUAGCUCCAACAGGCACUGCAGGCACAAUUUCCCCGUAUGGUGUGACCUCCACCAGCACUGUAAUCAAUACCAUCUCCACGAUUACUGAGAACGUUACGAUCAGCGUAACCUCUGCUCCAACCUAUGGAUACGUGCCGCCUGCAUAUGGUCUGCCUGGCUCAUCCGAUCAGUAUGGUUAUGACACCCCCGACCCAUCCAUCAACAACGGUGAUGUCGAAAAGAGACAGACAUGUGUGUGGAUCACUGCGACCAUCAAUGGUCAGCAAGUCGGCUGGUGUAACAACUGGGAUGGAACAACAACUCUGACUUACACUUCCUGGGAGACAACCACAACACCCACAUACAUACCCGGCAUCGGCACUGUGGCAGCACCUACUUCCACGUCCGAGCAAUCAACCACAAGUGAAACGUCGACCAUUGUGCAGCCUUCUGCAGCAUCUGCUGCACCCACCACAGCUUGUGGCCAAUCUGGACCUUUCAUGAUCGGCAGAUGUGCUGACAGUACAAAGUUCGACGACCUUCCAGCCUACUCCCCAUCGGACAAUGAUACUGCGGCCUUCCCACCCAUCUUCAAUCCCUAUGAGCAUUUCUUCUGGGGAAAUGGAUGGUCUUAUGUACCUCCACCUACCGAGCCAUAUCCACCUCAAGCUGGUUCCCACCUUGCUGAAUUCGUGCCAUCUCAAGCCAACAAUGACACUGGUUCUCCAGAUGCUGGUCUCAUCCCACCAAGCUCUUUCGGUGCCGGUCCACGUGCGUACGACAACGCAUAUUGGUUCACUGCCUAUUCUGCCUGGGUUGGAUGUGACAAUGGUGACACCAAUUGGACAGACACCUGCGAUUUCGUUGCCACAGCGUACCAAUGGAACAACGACACUCAGAGUGAAAUUGUGGUUGCUACGCAACAUUUUCCCAUCCCGCCAUGUCCUAAUUUCCAGAACUGCCAACUCACAGAGAUCACAUUCAACUAUCUCUUCUACAAGAUGUCGACUUUGAGCUUCUAUGCCAAUGUGAAAGGACAAAUCAGCAUUUUCUGGCUGGACAGCUUGAGUAUGAAUUGGUACAACAAUACUUGCGAAGCAGGAUUGGAACGUAUUUCGUCCAGGAAGAUUCGAAACUGA